Molecule: messenger RNA, 1782 nt
Organism: Dujonia railenensis
Lineage: Eukaryota; Fungi; Ascomycota; Pichiomycetes; Serinales; Debaryomycetaceae
Source: the annotation of a GenBank genome assembly
AUGCGUCUUUUCCUUGUUUUUAUUAUAGGGAUACUAACGCUAGAAGUGAGGGCCGCAUUCGACCUAGGAUUCCUCAGCGAUGAGCUUGAAAAAGACGAGACGUUUUUCCAUGACUUCGUGAAUCAGUUCUUACCGAGUGACAAAGAGAACCCAGUCAUCGAAGAACGAGCUGCAGCCUUAACUAACUAUUUGCCUGAGGACAGCACGACAGCGAUACCAGAGUCUGCUAUAGGAGGUAAGUCGAAGUCACAUGCCACAUCUCUGAAAGCGGCCACGACGUCUGCAGCGCUGUCGUCGUCUUCCAAAUCCGAUGGUGAUGUUUUGACUUACUCUGCCGAUUACAUGAGCGAGUACAUACCCUACUUUGGUUCUAUCACCCAAAGUAGCACCCAAUAUUUUCAGUUUUUGGUUAACACCUCUUCGGGUGUGGGUUCCAAUUAUGAGUUUUUGAUUUUCCUUUCGGGAAACAUCGGCCAGCAACCCAACAACACUGAAGAUUCCCUUACCUUCUAUCAUACCUUCAAUGCUUCCAUGUUGAAUAGCACUUUCGAUGACAACUUCGCCACUUUGAAUCUGUUUCAGGACGGAUAUUUCGAAGCGAUAGACGUUUUCACCCCACCAGCAUAUGGUGGUUCUACUCCCGGAAGUGGUGACAAGGAAACUGUGUACAUGAAAGUUGUGGCCCCCGAGAACACUGACAAGGAUGCUACCUGGGAGUAUGCGAUUGGCAUUUCACAACAGAAUCUUGUGUUUCAAUGGGAUAAUAGAACUUGGGCCUCAGUCGUAGAUGCUGACGACAAUAGUGCUUUGAUUGUUACGGGUAACUUAACUACGACAGAAACGAUCACGUACGGUACGGACAUUGCCUACAACGACUCAUACUACUAUCUACAAAUAUAUCCCUCCAGCUACAAUAGCAGUUUCGAAGGUUUGAGCAAAUCUUGGUAUGCUAUUUCCAAGGGCCCUUCUUUGACCACUUCAAGUGAUAGCAACAUCAACUAUACCACUACAUACAUUCAAAGAAAUGGAGAAUUGCAACAGCAAUUCUACGUGGUUGGACUAAAUGAAUCUACGGAGUACAUCGCAUAUAUAUACUCCACGUAUAAUGACGUUGACUCGGCAGGAAAUACGAUCGGAAGCGGUGGAUCUAUAUAUGAACAGUUUGAAUUUACCACAAUGUCAGACGAAGGCUGUGAGUUGAUCUUUGAUUUGGCCUUCUGUGAUAAGGUAGCGUAUGCCGUACCCAACGGAAACUCUUCCCAGGAGAAUGAUGUGCUCAAGGAGAUGUACGACAGCAACGCCAAAUCCAUUUACCAAAAUUUUUCAAAGGCACUACAACAAGUGGCAUGCAACACGACGAGUGAUGCCAUAUUCUCUCCGCUUUUGACCUGCGAUGACUGCUCCGAACUGUACAAAGACUGGCUUUGUGCGGUUACAAUACCUAGGUGUCUGACCCGGUCAAUUGACGGGUACAAAUACAGAGAAGUGAAUGAAUCGAGAAGCGACUUUAUCAACUACGCGAUUCAGCCAAUGAAUCCGUACUACGAGAUAUUGCCUUGUGUCAACGUGUGUGAGGCAGUAGUAAGAACAUGUCCCUCUGUAUUUGGAUUCGCUUGUCCCACAGGUAACGAUACUAUAUCAUUAUCCUACUAUUGGGACACGGACGAUCUGGAAUAUCCUACAUGUAAUUAUAUCGGGGACACAGUCAUUCUGAGUUUUGGAAGUAAGCUCAUCAUGAACUGGCAGGUGCUUGUGCUUGCCUUUUCCUUGUAUUUCAUGUAG